Molecule: messenger RNA, 822 nt
Organism: Prorocentrum cordatum
Lineage: Eukaryota; Dinophyceae; Prorocentrales; Prorocentraceae
Source: the annotation of a GenBank genome assembly
CGCGGCCGCGGCCGCGGGGGGCCGCGGAAUGGCAGGCCCGGCGGCCGCAGCGGCAGGGGCGGCAGGGGCGAGCGCGCCAGCCCCAGCAGCAGCAGCAGCAUCACCACCACCAGCCACAGCCUUGGGGUCAGAUCGGUUAGAUUCUGACGAGCAUCUUCGAGAACGCAGUGUCGACGCAUGGGCUGCAGCGAGGAGACCAUGUCAGGCUGUGGGAGGCUCCGAUGCCAGUGGAGCACAUGCCGGCUGCGCCGACGGCGAUCCGCGCGGCGCCGAAGCAUGCGCAGGACACGGCGGCCCUCGAGUCGGCGGUCUUCUUCGCGGCGCACCUGAAGGCAGACCACAAGGCGCACGCGACGACGAAGCUGAGCAGCCACUACUUCGUCCAGUCGGCGACUCGCCUCCGCCAGCAGCGCCGCCAGGAGAUCAGCGAAGGCCGCGUCGUGGAGGAGCUCGACAGAUUGGGAGGUCCACGCCCGCACUUGCGGGUGGCUCUCGCGGGUGCACUGAAGCUGAUGGGAGACAGAGUGGGCGCGUAGACGGCCGCAAAGACACGACAGUACAUGGGCGGCAUCAGGGCGGGCCAGACGCUCACCAACGACGCGCUCGCGAGCAAAGUGAAGUACUGCAGGGCGAACUACACUCACGACUAGGCACAGGUGCUGGCGGCGUCGGCCCAGUGCGGCGCAUCCACCAAGAAGGGCACCCCGCCCAAGUGCCACCAGGAGAGACUCUUGCAGCUGGCGCUGGACUGACUGUGGGAUCUCUGACGAGGACGAUCAAUAAUAUGGAACCGAGUAUGAGGCGAGACCGUGGAAAGAGCGG